CACACACACACACAGGGGGGCAUGCACCGCUGCAGAAAACUUGCGUAUUUGAUUUUAGGUUGUCUAAAUUGAAGACAUAAGUGAUGCUCGGUAUGUGGAUCGACUCUGAGGCUGCAUGAACAACAAUUUUUUGCCAUCUGAGAGCAGUUAAAUGUGCUCUUUAUUCCAGGAGGAUUACUCCUUUCCUCAGUAACGAUGGGUUCUGUGAUGUUGGACUGGAGAAUAUCAUGUCUUGUUCUGCAGGCAGCUGUUCUGCUGCUGCUCAGCAAGGGGGAGAGGAUGUGCCCUGCGAGUUGUCGCUGUGAAGGAAAGAUUGUUUAUUGCGAGUCGGGAAUCUUCCAAGCCAUCCCAGAAAACAUCACCACAGGGUGCCAAGGUCUGUCUCUGCGCUACAACAGCCUGCUGGUUCUGUUGCCGUACCAGUUCGCUCACCUUAAUCAGCUUAUCUGGCUUUAUUUGGACCACAAUUCCAUCAGAGAUAUAGACGCUUUAACCUUUCAUGGUGUGCGCAGGCUCAAAGAACUCAUCCUCAGCUCCAACAAAAUAACUCAUCUGCACAACAACACAUUCAGCGCCAUACCAAACCUGCGGAAUCUGGACUUAUCCUACAAUCAGCUGCAGUCUUUGCAGCCAGGACAUUUCUAUGGUCUGCGUAAGCUACAAAAUCUCCACCUUCGAUCUAAUGGCCUGAAACAGAUCAUCAUCCGUACAUUUCUGGAAUGCCGCAGCCUGGAGUUUCUGGACUUGGGUUACAAUCGCUUGCGGAGCCUCACCCGCACAACCUUCUUAGGGCUGUUCAAGUUGAAAGAACUUCAUUUAGAGCACAAUCAAUUUUCCAGGAUUAACUUUUUCAUUUUCCCGCGCCUUACAAACCUCCAGGCUCUUUAUUUGCAAUGGAACCGCAUACGAUCCAUCAAUCAAGGCGUGCCUUGGACCUGGCAUAAACUACAGAAAUUGGACCUGUCAGGAAAUGAAAUCCAGAUCUUGGACCCGGCGGUUUUCCAGUGCAUGCCGAACUUACAAAUACUCAAUCUCGAAUCGAACAAGCUCAAUAGCGUGCCUGUGAAAGCCGUGGCGGCAUGGACCUCGUUAACCACCAUUAGCCUGGCAGGUAACGCCUGGGACUGCAGCCCCAGCAUCUGCCCGCUCAUGGGAUGGCUCCAAGGCUUCAGAGACUCCAAAGACAUCAACAUGAUAUGCAGCAGCCCAAAGUCUGUGCAGGGCGAACGAGUCGUGGAUGUAGUGAAGAAUCACUCGACAUGUGUGGACGUGUCAAAGGAUUUCUCAACCACCGCUCUCAUCGUUCUGACUUCCACCCAAGUUGUAAACAUCACAACCUACCUCACUCCCUCUGAUGCUACAUACCCUGGGACUGAGUCACCUGUACAGAGGGUGACCUCUUGGCCUGUCCGUCCUAAUGGGACAAACAGGAAGACAACAGGGCCCACAAACAUGAGCUCCACAUCGCCCAUCUCCCCUGAACCCCCUACAUCAUUUAUCCCAGAGCUACAGUUUGAACAUAUGGCUUUCCAUAAAAUCAUUGCAGGCAGUGUAGCCCUGUUCCUGUCCGUGGCAUUGAUCCUCCUGGUUAUUUAUGUGUCCUGGAGGCGCUACCCCAACACCAUGAGGCAGCUGCAGCAGCACUCAGUCAACCAUAAGCGCAGGAAAAAGGCUCGCAAGCAGGAGCAAGACCUUAACUCUCAGUUGCAAGAGUACUACCUUAGCUACCACUCAAACUCCGAGACAAUGGACUCUUUGGUGAACGAGACAAGGCCGUGCACAUGCACUAUUUCAGGAUCCAUCGAAUGUGAGGUGUGAGGUGGCAAUUCCACCUUACGGGACUCAAAGUACAAUUGCUUAGCAGAGCUAAAUGGUUUUUCCACAAGAUAAAGUGUUUCUUUCUCCAAUGUGAGAUGAUAGAUUCUGCAGCACUGAAGGAAAUACUCGGGGGCACAGUACAAUACCACGAUGUGCACAGAGGCUAAGACUGCAAUGGAGAGAUAUUUUGGAGCUAAUUGUCACUCUGACUGACACCUUAACAGUUGCGGGGUCAGGCAGGUUAGCUGUGUACAAUCUAUGGUAACGCCAGAACCUCUGCUGCAGUAGAUGUCCGCUCUGUAGAAACACUGAUGUUAUUCUUAGUCAAACUAUGUUGCCAUAAAACAUUCAAACCAACAAAGCCACUUUUUAUUUGCUAGUAUGGAUUUUUCUUAUAUAGCUUGUGAAACAUUUUGGGAUGUAUGUGUGCAUUUCUGAGUGUGUAUGUGUCUGUGUUAUGGAGAUGAUCUGACUGUCUCCUGGUUCACCAACUUCUGGUUGAAAGAGUUACAGUGUUGCAUCUUAUUCUCACAAAAUACUAGGGAUGUAACAAUGUAUCGUGAACCAGUAACAAAUCGAUAUACAGUAAAUGUGUAAUGAUUACAACCGGUUGAGAUUUUUUUUUUUUCUAAUGAAACGCGAUGCAAUGUUUGAACAGCCUAGGGCAAAACCUCCUCUUGACUUCACUUGUUUUGACUUCAGACUUCACUACGUCUUUGAAGAUGGGAAAAAACGUAUUAAUAAUUACGUAUUUCAUUUUUUUAUUUGAGAUAAAAUACAAUUUCAGUUUUGCACUUUUGAUAAGAGUACACAUCUGUUUUUUUGCACAGUUUAUAUAAAUAAAGGAAUAUUUUCCAGUCAUUUGUCCGCAGUUCAUUCUGUUGAGAAAACGAAUUUGAGAAAAUCUUAUCGUGAAGUUAAGGUCGUGAUCGUAUCAAAUUGUGAGUUGAGGGUAUUGUUACAUCCCUACAAGAUACUAUGUCUCCAGUUAAAUUGUUCUACAUUUGUUGGUGCAGAAACUAGAAGUAACACGACCAAACAAAAAUGGGGGAGCAAUCGUCCUGAGAUCUUUUGCAUGAACGAAUUUUCCUUCUUCAAGAUGCUCCUCUCUCUUAUUACAUGAUCAGUUCCAAUUGAUUGUUAAAGUUGAAUUUGGGUCCAUUGUGUUAGAUGCCAAUCACUCCAACUAUAUUUAGGUCUAAUCUCAGGACUGAUGGUUACCAAGCUGUAAAAAUCUGUCAGCUCCAGUGAAGGCCUGGUGUGUCAAAAGAAAUGGCUGUUCAUUUUCAUAAACAUUAUUGUAUUGAUUAUUCCUAUCAUUAUGAUGAUGCAUUGAUUUUGUAAAGACAUAACAAUAUGGUUAUUAGGCUUUCUAUGUGAAGAUGACUGUAUAAUUAAAAGAAACUCUUGACAAUUGACAAAACAUUGUGGUUGAUGAGAAUAUUGACAGAGUGGUAAAAAAAAGAAAUCCUUUCUCUAAAACCA
Etheostoma spectabile (orangethroat darter) is the source of this 3303-nucleotide messenger RNA. RefSeq names its product leucine rich repeat transmembrane neuronal 4 like 2 (gene lrrtm4l2). The record is from RefSeq and is a predicted model, not a curated record. NCBI's taxonomy places the organism in Eukaryota, Metazoa, Chordata, Actinopteri, Perciformes, Percidae. The transcript has 2 exons. Gene Ontology annotation, molecular function: protein binding. Bases 196 to 1818 code for a protein of 540 amino acids.